Messenger RNA from Anopheles aquasalis, 904 nucleotides. RefSeq names its product chymotrypsin BI. Gene Ontology annotation, molecular function: serine-type endopeptidase activity. NCBI's taxonomy places the organism in Eukaryota, Metazoa, Arthropoda, Insecta, Diptera, Culicidae. The record is from RefSeq and is a predicted model, not a curated record. Gene Ontology annotation, biological process: proteolysis.
AGUUUGCGUUAAGAAUCCAAGUAGACCCAGCAGCUGCAAUGCAACUUUUUGCUGGAUUAAUUCUGCUGAUAGCGGUGAUUGGUGCAACUGCAUCCGAGAAUGGACAAAGCCCAAAUCCCAGAAUAGUCAAUGGAAUCAAUGCGCAACCAACUCCGUACAAUGCAUACAUCCUGUAUCUGACCACCAUCAAUGGGGUCCAAUCUGGGUUCUUCGGUGGUGGUUCUUUAAUCUCCGACCGCCACGUACUUACCGCGGCACAAAAUAUUCAAGGAUUCUCCAUGUGGGAAAUCGGACUUGGUAGUACCGUGUUUGGGCAGCUAAUCAAGCAGGUGUCCUCGCAGGCGAUCUCCCAUCCAUCCUUCAACAGCCAGAACCGUGCCAACGACAUCGGUAUUGUAAUUCUGCCCUCUCCGGUUAUUUUCUCGGCAGCGAUUGCACCGAUCGCACUGCCACAGGUGAACCGCCAGAUGCCGAUGGAAAAUGAGGAAGGCAUGGUAGUUGGUUUCGGCUUUACUUCCUCGAGCGACCAAGGUCAAGCCGCUUUCCUGAAAACGGCCUACCAACGGGUGAUCGGCGACAACAGAUGCAGUGGCACGUACCAAAUUCAACUACCGAACCACUUCUGUGCAGAGGAUACGACUCACCGUGGAAACGUGUGUAACGGUGACCUUGGUGCUGGUUUCACUAUCCAGGACCGUCGAAUUGAAACAUUGGCUGGUGUUGCCUCGUUGAUUACUGCUUCUUGUGAUUCUUUAACCCCAACUGGAUACACUCGAGUUUCCGUUUAUCGUCAAUGGAUUCGGGACACCACGGGAGUGUAACAUGCGCCCGUCAUUACAAGCCGUUUAAGCUGACAUGUCCUACAAGGUUUGCUGCUGUAGUGAAUAAAUAUUGGAAUCAAAAG